This is a messenger RNA of Protopterus annectens (West African lungfish), 546 nucleotides long. Its product is annotated as serine incorporator 1-like. The record is from RefSeq and is a predicted model, not a curated record. NCBI's taxonomy places the organism in Eukaryota, Metazoa, Chordata, Ceratodontiformes, Protopteridae. The coding region runs from base 1 to 546 and encodes 181 amino acids. Gene Ontology annotation, cellular component: membrane. The transcript is spliced from 4 exons.
AUGGACUCAUCAGAAUUUACAUGGGGAAUUGUGUCCAUUGAGGUUCUAGUGCAAGACCCACAGUGCAAUAUCAAUGCUGUAAGUCUGGAGCAAGUGUCACAAGAGCUUGAAACAGAUGCUGCUAAUGUAACAAUUUACCAGCCAAACUCUUCUGUAAUCAUAAUGCCAUGGACUAGUCUAAGCCUUGUGGGAUUGCCUCUUUUUACAGUCUGCCUUCUGUAUCUGAGCACAAGGCAGUCGGACAGAACAAUGAUGAGCAAGAGGGGUCAAGCAUCCACUGAUGAAGCUGCUUUGGAAUGUGCUUCUUCAGACAACAUAUCUAUUGAAGAAGGCUGCGAGGAAGUCCAUCGCUUUCAGGACAAUGAGAAGAAUGCAGUCCAGUACAGUUACUCCUUCUUUCAUUUCAUCUUAUUCCUGGCUUCUCUCUAUGCAAUGAUGAUGCUAACAAACUGGAACAGAUGGUGGUGUGCCAAGCAUCAUGCAGUGAACAGUCCAACUCCAACUUUAAUGUCCUACCUUAACUGCAAAAACACCAGCACCCCUUGA